Prorocentrum cordatum is the source of this 351-nucleotide messenger RNA. The record is from the annotation of a GenBank genome assembly. NCBI's taxonomy places the organism in Eukaryota, Dinophyceae, Prorocentrales, Prorocentraceae.
AUGGCGGCUGCCACCAGCGGCUGCAGCGCCCAGGGCUGCUCUGCUCCCAGCUUGAGCACCGCUGCGCCCGGCAGCUGCGCGGACGACGGCGCGAUGCCUUUCGCGCCGCCGAUGGUCGCCGAGGACAUCAUUCCGCUCACGCCGCCGAUGGGCGCGGAGGACGAGGACGCCAUUCCUUUCGCGCCGCCCAUGGAGGAGAGCGCCGAGGAGCGGGGCGGCUUCGCGGAGCGGCGCGGCGUCGCGGCGGCGGCUACGACACCCCCCAACGACCUGGGCGACUUCGAAGGGUUCGGCGAUGGCGUCGACUCCGAGGACAUGGAUUACUACGAUAACCAGGACUGGGAGUGGAUG